GUGGAUGUUUAACACUCCUCAUUAAACUGGCAUUUCAAUUUUACACCACUUUACACAGAACACUUCAACAGAAGACAAAAUUAUCUUCCAACUCUCCGAAAGUGGUGAAUGUUCCAGGAUAGUUUUUUGAGUCAAAGAGGACAUGGGGAGUUCUGGAGUUUAAAAUUUGUGGUACUCUCUCACUCGUCAAGAUGGAAAGCUCAGAUUCCGGUGAUAAAGGAAAUAUCGAUCAGUCAGAGGCCCAACGGCAGAGUCAGCUGGACCGCUUAGAUCGAGAAGAAGCUUUCUAUCAGUUUGUGAACAACCUGAGUGAAGAGGACUACAGGCUUAUGAGAGAUAACAAUUUGCUAGGAACACCAGGUGAAAUUACUGAAGAAGAGUUGCUGAGAAGGCUACACCAAGUUAAAGAAGGUCCACCACAGCAAAACAGUGAUGAGAAUAGAGGUGCAGAGUCCACAGAAGAUGUUUCAAAUGGAGAUUCUAUAAUCGACUGGCUUAAUUCAGUCCGACAGACUGGAAAUACAACCCGGAGUGGGCAGCGAGGAAACCAGUCCUGGAGAGCAGUGAGCCGGACUAACCCCAACAGUGGUGACUUCAGGUUCAGUUUGGAAAUCAAUGUCAACCGUAACAACGGGAACACAAACCCAGAAACUGAGAACGAGCCAUCUGUAGAGCCUUCCAGUGGGGAGGAUCUGGAAAACAGCCAAAGUGACUCUGAAAUUCCGAGGUCUGAAUCACCAUCUGUGAGGCAGCCUGGAUCAGAAAGGAGCACUUCGGAGGAGGUAACGGCCGAGGAGGCUUCCCCUCCUAGAGGGCAGAGGAGAGCCAGAAGCAGGAGUCCAGAACAGCGGAGAACACGGGCUAGGACUGAUAGAAGUAGGUCACCUAUUAAUCCAGUGAGCGAGGCUCCUCGCCGGCCUCACCACAACCCGUCAUCUCACACGCUCGAGCACUCCUCAGCGCAGGAGGCUGAGGGCAGCUCUAGAACUAGGCAGCACGUGACCUUGAGGCAGCACACGGUGGGGACUGAGGUGCCAAGUGAAAAUGCAGUUCUGUUUUCCCCCCCUGAAACGAGACCGGCUCCUCAGGCAGCCGGUUCAUCAGAAACCACCGGCGCCGGUGAGUCGGCAGCUCCCGGGCAGAGGCCUCCUACCAUAGUGCUGGACCUGCAGGUGAGAAGAGUGCGACCAGGCGAGUACCGGCAGAGGGACAGCAUCGCCAACAGGACACGGUCCCGCUCCCAGACCCCCAACAACACCGUCACCUACGAGAGCGAGCGGGGCGGCUUCAGGCGCACGUUCUCCCGCUCGGAGCGGGCCGGGGUGAGAACUUACGUCAGCACCAUUCGGAUUCCCAUCCGCAGGAUCUUGAACACGGGCCUGAGCGAGACCACGUCCGUUGCCAUUCAGACCAUGCUGAGGCAGAUCAUGACAGGCUUCGGGGAGCUCAGUUACUUCAUGUACAGCGAUAGCGAUGCAGAUGCCAGCGCCCCCACCCCCGGCCCCAACGUGGAUACCUCUGAGCCGCAGAACGGGGCUGGGGGCGCCUCGGGCAAUGAGAAUGCAGAUGUUAGCUCAGGGGAGGUGUAUGAGGGUGGCCAUGAAGCGAGUUCAACGUCUGGGGCCAGACGGGAAGGCCGGAAUACGAGGGGAUCGGUGACGUUUGAAGAAAGUGGUUCUCUACCAUUCCUUAGCCUUGCACAGUUUUUCCUCCUAAACGAAGAUGAUGAUGACCAACCAAGAGGACUCACCAAAGAGCAGAUUGACAACCUAGCCAUGAGGAAUUUCGGUGAGAGCGAUGCUCUGAAAACCUGUAGUGUGUGUAUCACGGAGUACACGGAAGGCAACAAGCUCCGGAAGCUGCCGUGUUCCCACGAGUAUCAUGUCCACUGCAUCGAUCGCUGGUUAUCGGAGAAUUCCACUUGUCCCAUUUGUCGCAGAGCAGUCUUAGCUUCUGGUAACAGGGAGAGUGUUGUCUGAAGGAGAGCUGAAUCAAUGGCCAAGCAGCUGGUGUGAUAGUGAUGGGCAAAGAAGUCACUUCCUUUAUGGCCACUUUUUGAGUGGUACCUCAGUGUAUAGUAAUGACUUGGAGUGAAUCUUCCCUCAUUUUUUCUCUGGAUUCAGGCUUCGGAAAUUGGAAAAUUUCUUUAAUUAGGUUUUUCGAGUUAUAGUCAGUUUGGGUGUUAAAUUUCACUUGUCCAAAGAUGUCUACCCACUUAAAAAUAUUUUUUUUUUCUUUGUGAAGAGUAUUAAGUUUCUUUCCCCCACCCAGCCCCUGCCAUCCCAGUUCAAUAAACAGUUUGUCCUCAAGAUCGUGCUUGUGAGGAGUUCUUUGAGAAGACAUCCCAGCUCAAUGUCCAUGAGCCAUAGGGGAAUUUUUGCAAGAAAUCCAACUAUCUGAAAAAAAUAGUAUGAUUGCACACUUAAACAUACUUUUAAUUUUCCUCCUGGGUUAAUAUUGGACAUGUCUGUGUAAAUAACACUAAUAUUAGUCCUUUCCCCAUCACUAUGGCACGCUGUAGGAUGAGCUGUUAGCUUAAUUGGGAUAUUUAUCUUGUUGUGGAAAUAUAAGAAUUGCCUAUGCUUGUUUAAAUAAAGAAAACAAAAUCUGUUUUAAAAUUGUAAA
Molecule: messenger RNA, 2625 nt
Organism: Empidonax traillii (willow flycatcher)
Lineage: Eukaryota; Metazoa; Chordata; Aves; Passeriformes; Tyrannidae
Gene: RLIM
Product: ring finger protein, LIM domain interacting
Exons: 4
Coding region: 192-1979 (595 amino acids)
Biological process (GO): protein ubiquitination; random inactivation of X chromosome; ubiquitin-dependent protein catabolic process
Cellular component (GO): cytoplasm; nucleoplasm
Molecular function (GO): ubiquitin protein ligase activity
Source: RefSeq, a predicted model, not a curated record